This is a messenger RNA of Amoebophrya sp. A25, 5400 nucleotides long. The record is from the annotation of a GenBank genome assembly. Lineage: Eukaryota; Dinophyceae; Syndiniales; Amoebophryaceae.
CGCGUGUGCUGGUCGGUGCUGGCUUCACCAUAGACACCAGCGGGGCCGAUUCUUUGGCUUGUUUACGCUGCUCACGGACCAUGUCUGCGCCGCAGGCUUUGGCGUGUGUCCGUAUGCAGUGGCUUCUGGCUUCGUUCCUCGACGGGUUCGAGGUUGGGCGUAUUUUCUUUGUCCAAGUCUGAUUGUCGCGCGCAGGUGCGCCCAGGGGGUGGGAGUCGCCGCGUCUGCGUUGCUGCUUUCUACUUUUAUUUUAGAACUCAGUGCCAGAGCAUUGAUUUAGGCCCCUCGGCAGGGGGUUCGGACCACCACGCCGCAAACAGCCCAGACUUGUACUCUUUGACUGUGCACCAGGACAGUCACAGGGCGCGAGAGAGCUGCGGUUAGCGUGGCCGCCCUCUUUUCAAACGGCUGAGCUUUGGCUCUAGCGCGCCUUGGAGGCGCUUGAGACCUUGAGGUAGUCUGUUAGGCUGGUCCGACCUUUCAUGCGCUAGAUUGUGCGCGGACUACUGUAGUGCACAGCCCGCCCAACCCCGGGCCAGCCUCGCCCCUGGAUAAUAAUGAUAUGCUUGGCUACAGCAUGAAAAACAGUCCUGAAUAAUCCCCCCACAGUCAGAAAAACACGUUAGGGCACGAAGAUGUUUUUUUUGAUCGUGGCAUGUUAUAGAAUUUUGGCUUUUCAGUCGUUCAUUUUAAUUGGUUGAAAAGGUAAUCGUUUGUGAACUAAGAUUUGAGUAGCUAGUCGAUAUUUUUUGAACUCAGUUUUUGUUGUUGUUGUAAUAUGCACGUCGAGUCAUUUUUGUUGAACUACGAGGUUCAGAACGAAGCGAUAGUUUGGUUGAUGUUACAAGUGCUUCAUGGGUCAUGCCAAUCUCAUAUUUUGUUGGAAUUUGAACUUUUAAUUCCUAAAGAAAUAUCAUUGCUUUCAGUUGUCAACAGAGUUCUACAAAGAUUUUUCUGAUACACAAAUGUACAAGGCGGUGCAAAGGCCAAGGAAUGGCUGCUAAGUGCGAAGAUGGACGGCCUGAGACGUCCCUUCUUUCGGAAGCUAUCAUUGUGAUCUACUUACUGUCAGUGCUGCGCAUCCACAUUUGGACCAUCGUGCAUCUUGUUGCUGAGCUAACAGACUUUCGUGCAGAAACUCACGCGGCUCUCAGUUCAGAAGGUAAGUUAAUGAUUAGAGUACUGUAUUUUUUCUACAAGAGCUAAGGCCAAGAAACAAUGUUAGGGUUUUUCGUUCAGAGUCAGUAGUUCUAACUUUCUAUCUAUUUCGCAAUUUAGGGAGGACCUUCUCGAAUUUCCUCUCCGCAGGUUUCAGAACGACACGACGUGACGCGGAAGCUGUGUUGGCAUUGAUUUUCUAACGCGCGUGAAUUGCUAUUCUCAUUAUUUCCGGAUAGAUUAUCAACAACCGCGAAUCCCUUCUAGCUUAACAAGAACUUUUCUUGUACAGAAUCUGUCCUGGUAUUGCGUUUCGAUCUUUCUUUGCCCUACGCUGGUUUUCCGAGAAUGCAGUUACGCGAGUGGCUUGCUGACGCGCUGCCCCAAUAUGCGCGCAGAGACGCUUUCUGGGCUGCAACGACGAACAUUGUCCUUUAUGUGGCUUUUGCGGGACUUGUCGCGUUGCUGUUCUGGGCGCUAGUGAGCCGUAUGCUUCUAGAUUGGCAAGUUUCGGAGUUUCUUGCCAGCCAAAAGGAGGAGGACUAUGACGUGCUCAUGCAGUCGACACGCACUAUCGACCUACACAAAUCUCUCUCUCGGAGCUUCUCCCCAGAGCGGAUAGUCUGGCGUCAGGAAGCGAUGAAAGAGCAACAAGACUCUGACUGGAGUAGCGAUGAAGACGACGAGUACAGUAGUGACACAGGGUCGUCGGACUCCGGUCUGUUAGCUGCUAGUAACGAGUCUUCUAUCCUGACGACGGACGACGAAGAGGGGUCGCGAGAUUGUUCAGUCGAUUUUAGAUGGGCGAAGUUGGUUCUGCGCGUGUUAGCACGACCGACCAAGGGGCUGCGCGACAGCUCCUUAGCCUCGAGCCAGAACGAUCAGACGGGCAGCCAUCGGAGCGUCGGGAGAAAGAAGUACAAAGCAGAUCAACAUCAAUCCGAGACUAAGACGAGUGAAGUAGCAGCAACGUCAGCAACAUCCAAGUUGAAAAGGAGUAGAGCUAACUCCUCUUUCUGCAGUGAUAUCAUUACGAACUUCUUUUUGAACCGAGAGGUGGAAGACGAAGAAGAACCUCUACUACCUCCAGCAGCAGCAUCAGCAGCAGAGCCGAAGAAUGCGGAGCUGCAGGCAGGUCACACGUGUGAUUACGGCUCGGGAGGUGAUGUGCCAGCGCGCACACCAGAACCUGCCGUUGAAGCGAAGCUGUUGACUAGCGAACGAAGAGAGACCGCAGCCCUGAGCGGUAGUGUCGGGGGUAACGGUGUGAGGACCGUCCGUAGCGGUAGAGGUAGAGUCCGGAGACAGACUCCUGUAGAUGCCUUCGAGGGCUCCGGGCGGCGAAGGUCCACACCUGCGUCCAGCACGAAAAGUAUGUGUUUGAAACGACCACGAUGGUGGAAAGCGGAAGGGCCGCGCUCUAGCGACAAGAUGGAGCGGAACGACGAUUGCGUCGUUGCAGUCUUUUACGAUGACGCCUAUUUCGGAGGGGACGAACGGCUGUACGCAUCGCGUUCGCGGGAGUCACUGGUUAGGACACGCAGCAAAGGCGCUCUCGUUCAGGGGGAGAAGUUGUACGACGCUGUAGAGUCAAAUCGUCGGAUGGCGGGUGUGACGAGGGUGACGGAGUUGCUGCACGCGCCGCGGCCACCUGCGACGACGCUGUAUUCGCAUUCGAGGGCUGCGUCGCGAGAACCGCAGAAGCGCUCAGGCCCGAGCUGCUACACAAUCAGCACACCAGGCGGACAGGGUCAGUGCUGCUUUCAUAACUUCAACGUCGCUGUCCCCGGCAGCGGCAGCGGAUCACCCGCGUCGUGUGGCUCAUCCUCUGUGUCAAACUCAAUCAGCUUAGUUCAGAUGAAGAAGGGGAGCAAUUACAACUACGGGACUACCAGAUCGUGCAGCUUUUCGACGUCAGUUGGCCAUGAGUUACCUGACACAGCGCAGGAAGAGUACAGCGAACGAACAAGUGCAGCUGGAAACAGCGCUAGCAGUUGUGUUGAGGACAACGAUACGAUGAAAUUGGUGGCGGCAUUCGAGGAGGAGGACGAUUUCGAAAUGGAUCUGCGAAGUUCUCUUGAUACCCUGAAUACUGGAGGGUCUUCACUCGUCGUGAGACCUCAGUACGCAAGCAGCAGCUCUUCGGUUUUUCCGCCGCGAGAGGACCCUCUCGGUCGGAGCGGUACCGGAACAACUUCCAGCAGCGAGGGAGUGGCGAGUAGCGAUAAGAGAAGCACUUCCUCCCGUGAGCAAGAUCAACCAUGUCAGCUCACCAAGAAAAGUCUUCCCAUCUUCCUGCCUUCAAAAGCUCCAACAGCAGUGGAUGACGACUCUGCGUCAGAGGGCGAAGUGGAAAUAUUGAGAUGGAAGAACUCGAUUGGUAGGCUGAAACAGCGCUUAGAGGAACUCGAAGAGGAGUACAAGGCGAGUAGUCCCUUUCCCUCCAGAAACACGACCUUUAAUAACUCUGACUCGGUGAACGGCCAAGGAGGUGUGUUGAGGAAGCUUGCGCGCAACAAGAGUCGCGCUAACUUAUCGGGGUCUAACUCGAUCCCCACUGCACGCACGUCAGCAACCACGACAGCCACAGGUCUCGAUGAAUUCAACUCUCCAGCUUGGCUCAUGACGCGCUCGAAUUCGUUAUUGAUUGUUUCCCCCAUAAUGGACGGAAGUAGUGGAGCGGGCCACGCCCACGACAGCGAAGCGAAUUACGGUUCGAGGCGCACAGGUGAUCUUGGAGUCGACCAUAUCUCGUCGCAACCCUUCUUAACUAUCUCCUAACAGGAUGAUGAAUGAAGAAGGGGAUGGAGUUUAAUGCAGAGAGCAAAAAACGAAGAAGAUGAAAAUAUUAAGAAAUCUAGCAUUUUAGCGUUCUUUCACCAAUAGGAAUUUAGCUGGCUUGUUUUUACUUAGCCCUGCGUCCUCCUAAUUUUCUCCAUCAUCGAGUUUCGCGCGUAGUGGGGCAAAAAAAUUUGGAUUAUUUGUUUCAGUUGCUUAGGCGGACGGCUUUCCGCAGCCCAGAUUGACGUGGCGCGUAUGUAGUGAGGCGGACGGCUUUCCGCAUGGCAGUAGUCUGCCUUAGCUCCUAAAUUUGACCAUCUUAAUAUCGACGGAUCAAAAAUUUGGGCGUAUACUAUGGGAGGUUAGCCCCGUCCGUCGCCGGCAGCUUCGCGGAUAAACGUGCAAGCUCUUCCCUUUCGGUUAAGCAUGGCACUACAAAAAAAAGUAAAAAAUAAGCGAAGUGAAUUGAGUUUCGUUAUCUCUUUCGAAUUCGAUGAUCACGUUGUUAUUACAGAACUUACUAUUGGACUCAGAGUCAGAAUGUGGAUCAUAUCUUUUUGAAAAUAUGUAAUUGUGAAAGCUAUACAUAGUGGUAUCAAGCUAAUCAUGUAUUACAACAAAGAACUAGAUGAAGUUAGUACUAUCAAAAACGUCUGCACUACUAGUUAUCAGGUGGAUGUUGAUGAACUUUCAACUGAGUUUGUUUCAAUAGAAUAAAGUGGUUACGGAUAGUGGUAUCUUUGAGGUCCUCUAUGUGUGGUAGAGUUGUAAUGUUACUUUUGAUUUCUUGAAAGAUGAUAUUUCAUUUGAUAGCUGUGGGCACUAAAUCCUUCCCGCUUCUAGCUUUGUGAGGUGACGCGAAUCACAACGAUGCAUUUUGCGGUAUCAGUAAAACUAGAAGUAGAACCAAAAAGAAAAACGACCAUAAUAAUGAUCGCAGAACUCAACGACCUUGACGAGUGAACUUAGUUAUUUUUAGCCAGGCAAAUACGAGGUUCCAACGAUGAAUUAUGUCAGCCGACUCAUUUCAUUGGCAAGAUUUCGUUCGAUGAUGUAUGAUAUAAUGAACGCACUUAUGUACCAUGCUUGAAAAUAUUGAAGUGAAUCUUAAACAAAGUUGAGUGAAAGAAGUCGGGUCCAUCAGAACUGUAACAAUGUUGACUAUCUUAUCUUCGAAGAAGUGAUACCAAUCUUGCAUUCUUGAUUUUGAGUCUUGAUACAGUAAUCUGUACAGUGCGCUGAACUGGUCAUUUCUUUAUAUAUCGCUCUUGUGAGGAGCAUGAGCAAAAUCAACCGCCAAAAAAAAGAACUCGCAAGAUGCAACUCAAAUCAUGUCAAUCAGACGAUGAACUUGAACUUGAACUUGAACAAUGAGUUUAUAUGCAAAACUGCCUUAGUCUUCUGACCUUAGAAGAAGACGCAGUGAAUUUGUGCGUUUUAAGUUGUCCGCCGAGAAAAGUG